UGCUCAGGGACAACUGAACUAGAUCAUCAUAUAUAAAUUUCAAUAUCCGCAGCCAUGCCUAAGGGCAUCUCCGGAAGGGCUCCACCUAAGCGUCAUCCUGCAACAAAACGUCGUAUUGACCGAAGCAAAACCGCCCCCAGCCCAGGCGAGGAAACAGGCUCGGCUGAAAUCGACGAUUCUGUGACAGCAGCAGAUGUGCUUCAUGGGCGCGUUAAUAUCAACAUACCCGAAGCUUCAUCAUCCAGUUUACCUGCUUCGGAUGAGGCAGCAUCCCCGGACAAUGGCGAUCAGCCUAUGCACGACGCACCCACACCGCCCGUGCAGAGCAUUGAGUCUCCACAGGCCCACUCGCCUCAAGUAGCGCCAGAAAAUUCUGGAUGGACUGUAGUGAACGCUCCGAAUGUGCAAGAGGCGACUACAAGCUCUAAUCCAGCUGCGAGUCCGUCGACCCCGGCCAGUGUCAGACCUGCACCGCUCUCGAGGGUGUCUGCGCUCAAAGCUUACAGUGCUGCCUCGCCUGCUCGGUCAGUUUCCCCUGGAAUGUCAUCUGUCAGAGGUGGGAAGAAGGUUUUAAAACACCAACCCUUUUUUCAGGGCAGAAGGAGCAAGGAAGAAAGAGAUGCUCGUACAUCAGAGCUUCAGGCAAAGGAGCGACUGAAGAAAGCAGCACAAGAAGCAGAGGACAAUGCUGCGGCAGCUGCAGCGCUGAGAAGAGCAGGAUGGGGAGCAAGAGGAGGAUCUGAUAGGGGACGAGGAAGAGGGAGAGGAAGGGGAUCCAGCUAUAUGGGUGAUCGAGGAUCAUCACAACCUAUAGGUGUUGCAGGUCCUUUUUCUGCUGGUGUAGCACAAGAAACGCGCAAGUUCGUUCAACGCGCCCGCGUCGACGAUCGCUCGAAGAUCAAGCAAGAAGACCCUUCUAACCCUGCUCUCGCGUCGAAUCAACAGUCAGUAGAUGGGGGAUACAUCUCCUCCGAUCCAGAUGAUGAACAGCAAGGACCGCGUUUCAAUGUGGCUGCGUUUGAGAAUCUCCUCUCCGAUGACGAUGACGACUCACCACACACCACGUCUAUUUCACGUCCGAAGAAAACACCAGCUUCCAAUUACAUUCCCGUCCGUCUCGCCCGGCUUGAACACAAGGAUCGCGUUAUGGGCAUCAACACGGAAGCGUCCGCUGCACCCACUGGCGUGCGCAAUGGCAAUACGUCAGUCAAAGGUGAACCAGGCGCCUCAAAUACGUCACCUGUGCAGCGUAAAGCUAAGCUGAAGACGGCCGACGUUGAAGUCGUAUCCUCAAGCCAAUUCAAAGGCGUAUGGAAUGACUCGUCGGACGAGGCACCUCCCAUCAAGCCAGACCCUGAAGCCGCGCCUCCCUCCCCAACUUUACCUACCUCUCCCACUGCAAAAGUCAAAUCACCCUCGACCUCUCCAACGCGCAACCGCAAACCCGCGCGCCGGCGUUCCAGUCACCUUGGCCGCGACGCACCAAAUCUCCAAACAGAAGAGGACCGGCAAGAAUGGGCGCGACACAACGCCGGUCUCGCAGCUAUCCGCAACGAACUCGGCAAUAUUGUGCUCGACCCGACCAAAACAUACGACGAGAAGAAAGACCGCGUGUACCUAUUUCAACUCCCGCCUAUCAUGCCCUCGUUACACCCGUUGUCGAAAGACAAAGGGAAGGAGAAGGGUGUUAAGUUUGACGAGAGUACUAAGCCUGGGGUCGACGAAGAUGGUAGUAAUGUCGAAGCUGAGCCAGAGACACACCUACAUCCGACAUUCGCGGCGGGCUGCGCAGGCAAGCUGCGCAUACACGAGUCUGGGCGGGCCUGUCUAUCCUGGGGCGGCACAUCAUUCGCACUAGAUAUGGGCAUCGAAGCAGGGUUUCUCGAGGAUAUCGUUGUGAUCCGGACGGACAAGGAAGUGGCAAAGACAGAGGACGAGGACGUGGAGAUGGGCGAUGGGGAGUUGGCAACGAAGAUGGCGACACAGGCAAAGGAGCGUGCUGAGCGCGAUGAAAGGGCAAAGGGAGGCUUUGGCGGUGACGCGACGAGCUUCGGGCAGGUCAGGGGCAAGUUUGUGCUCAGCCCAGACUGGGGUGAGAUCAAAUUUGUUGGACGUGAAGUGCUGACGGAGAGGCACGAUUGCCAUAGGCCACGUCAACAUGUCAAGGUCCAUGAUAGCAUGGCCUACGUGGGUAGAUGGUGCGAAGUACUGACACUAAGAGAGGAGCGUCGACUCCUCAAGAAGCUCAUCCGCAGUCGGGUGGUGGAUGAAGCUGCAGAUGAGAAGGAGGUUGACGAGGGCAUCUGA
Pseudovirgaria hyperparasitica is the source of this 2307-nucleotide messenger RNA. RefSeq lists its product as uncharacterized. The record is from RefSeq and is a predicted model, not a curated record. Bases 55 to 2307 code for a protein of 750 amino acids. Gene Ontology annotation, biological process: transcription by RNA polymerase III. Gene Ontology annotation, cellular component: RNA polymerase III complex. The transcript has 3 exons. NCBI's taxonomy places the organism in Eukaryota, Fungi, Ascomycota, Dothideomycetes, Acrospermales, Acrospermaceae. Gene Ontology annotation, molecular function: DNA binding.